Gekko japonicus is the source of this 2845-nucleotide messenger RNA. RefSeq names its product kinesin family member 20A (gene KIF20A). The transcript is spliced from 17 exons. The record is from RefSeq and is a predicted model, not a curated record. NCBI's taxonomy places the organism in Eukaryota, Metazoa, Chordata, Lepidosauria, Squamata, Gekkonidae. Gene Ontology annotation, biological process: microtubule-based movement. Gene Ontology annotation, cellular component: kinesin complex; microtubule; nucleus. Gene Ontology annotation, molecular function: microtubule binding; ATP binding; ATP hydrolysis activity.
AUGGCCCAAGGACUUGUCUCCCCCGGAGGGCUGCUGUCUGAUGAAGAAGCUGCAGCCUCUCCUGUCCUGGAAUCCACUGCAGCAGAAUGUGGGGCUGGCUUGUGUAGAGCUCUUCUACCAGAUUUGUCUUCCAUCUCUUCAAGCCAUGAAGAGGCUGCUUCUGAUGUCAGCGGGAAAGUGAAAGUGUAUGCAAGAGUGAGGCCCCUAAAUCCAGCUGAGGUGGAGAAACUUGAGGAUCAAGGCUGCAUCUGUAUUGAGGAUUCCCAGACCCUUUUACUCAAAGCACCCAAGGACUCCUUCACCAUGAAAAACACCGAACGAGGAAUUGGUCAGGCAGUGCAUAAAUUCACCUUCUCCCAGGUCUUUGGGCCAGAGGUUGGCCAGAAAGCUUUUUUUGACACAACAAUGAAGGAAGUAGUGAAGGAUGUGCUCCAUGGGCAGAACUGGCUUGUUUAUACCUAUGGCGUCACUAAUUCAGGGAAGACCUAUACUGUCCAGGGAACUGGAGCUGACGGGGGGAUCCUUCCUCGUUCUUUGGCAAUCAUAUUCAACAGCAUUGGGACACGGCUAUACCAGGCCACAGACCUGAAGCCUUUCCUCUCCUGUGAAGUGAUCUGGCUGGACAGCAAACAGGUUCGUCAGGAGGAAACCAAGAAGCAGGCGCUGUUGUGUGGCAAGAGGAAGGAGGAGGAGUUGCUUACUUCUGUGAAUAAGAGUCACAGCACAAGAUCCUUGCUUCAGCCAGGCACAAGUGCUAGCACUGACAGUGGUGUUGGUGGACUCUCAUCGACCUGUCACUCUACCAACCAAACGACCUCUAACCUGCUAGAAGAAACCGGUCCUCACUGGGCUGACUCGGAUAACAUCUCACUGGUGGCUAAUGACGAUGUGCAAUUUUCCAUCUGGGUGUCCUUUUUUGAGAUCUACAAUGAGCUGAUUUAUGACUUGCUGGACAUGACUGUGGCCGGUCCAUCCCGCAAGAGGCCCACACUGCGACUGUGUGAGGAUCAGACUGGCAACCCCUACAUCAAAGAUCUGAACUGGAUCAACGUUCAAGAUGCUGAUGAGGCCUGGAAACUGCUGAAACUGGGCCGUAGAAACCAAAGCUUUGCCAGCACCCACAUGAACCAGAAUUCUAGCCGCAGGGGCUGGUGAUCCUUGACCUCAGUGCGGAUGCUGCCUUCCCUCUCCAGGCUGUCGCUGUGUGACCUCGCUGGCUCUGAACGCUGCAAAGAGCAGAGGACUGGGGAUCGCAUGAAGGAGGCAAAUAAUAUCAACACUUCUUUGCACACACUGGGGCGUUGCCUCACUGUACUGCGCCAGAACCAGCAGGCCAAAGUGAAGCAGAGUGUUGUGCCCUUCCGUGACAGCAAGCUAACCCGUGUGUUCCAAGGCUUCUUCACAGGGCGAGGGCAGUCCUGCAUGAUUGUCAAUAUGAAUCCCUGUGCCUCCUCCUAUGAUGAGACUCUCCAUGUGGCUAAGUUCUCUGCAAUUGCCAGCCAGCUUAUACAAGCUCCUUCGAAGGUGGGACUGCUGGCCAUUCAGUCUCUUCUGAAGGAACAGAGCAUUAGAACAAACAGGGCCUCUGGAGCAGCCUUGGAUCAAGAAAUGGAACUCAGUGACGAGAGUGAGGAUGAAACAGAUGUGACCAUGUAUGACAAAGAGGACCUGUUGCUCGUGGUUGAGGCUCUGAAAAAUCUGCUGCUGAAGGAGCGCCAGGAGAAGCUGAAACUGGAAAUGCAUCUGCGUGAGGAGAUUUGCAACGAGAUGAUGGAGCAUCAGCAACAGAGGGAACAGUCAAUCAGUGAGCAGGUGGACGCCCAAAAGGAGAUUCUGGAGGAGAUGUAUGACUUUAAGCUCAACCAUCUAAAGGAGAUGCUGGCUGAUUACUAUCAAGAGAAGAUAGAGAACCAGGAUGAAAAGAUACAAGAGCUGGAAGCCUCCUUGCAAGAAGCAAAACGGCAACAAGAACUCCAGGUGGGAAAGCCACAAGAGCCAGAGGAGGGACAGCGCAGAUCCAAACGAGUGGCACUGGCUGCAACAUCUGCCCUGCAGGAGACAAAAGCCAAGCUAGAACAGUGUCAGGCUGAGCUGAGCACAGCCAAAGAAGAGCUACGCAAAUACCAAAAGAUGGUGGAGCCACCACCUUCAGCAAAGGCCAUCACUGUGGAUGUGGACCGGAAGCUGCAAGAAGGUCAAAAGAAUGUGAGGAUGCUGCGUUGUGAGCUGCAGAAACUUGGGGAGUCACUUCAGUCAGCAGAAAGAGCUUGUUGUCACAGCACAAGUGCUGGGAAACUCCGCGAGACCCUGUAUAUGUGCGAUGACAUCCUGGUCAAACAGGAUCAGACUCUGGCUGAGCUUCAAAACAAUAUGACACUAGUGAAGCUGGAUCUGCGGAAGAAGGCAGCCUGCAUUGCUGAGCAGUACCAUACUGUGCAGAAACUCCAAGUGGCACCAACCCCAACCUUGAAGAAACGGUUCUGUGCCAACAGUGAAAACAUGCAGCCCAAAACUCAACCUCCCAUCAAGAAGCCUUUCUUGUCCCACUUCCUGUCUCGCUCAGUAGCCAAGCCUGCUAUGGCAGAGAGCCCCUACACUCGUAUCCUGCGCUCUCGCAGGUCUCCCCCUUUUAAGACAUUGGCCUUUGGCAAAAAAUACUGAAUGAAUGUUUUGGUCCUGUGGUCUGACUUGAGUACUAGCAACUGGUUGCUGGCUCUACAUAUUCUGUAUAUAAAUGUGUUUAUUCAUAUGUUAAGGCCUGAGCAAACAAACAAGUCCUUGGCUUCCCAAAGAUGAAUACUAUGCAUGUCUAUUUCAGGCCAGCUGCUACCCCAGUGUAUGUGGA